Messenger RNA from Epithele typhae, 1023 nucleotides. RefSeq lists its product as uncharacterized. The record is from RefSeq and is a predicted model, not a curated record. The transcript is spliced from 6 exons. Bases 1 to 1023 code for a protein of 340 amino acids. Lineage: Eukaryota; Fungi; Basidiomycota; Agaricomycetes; Polyporales; Epitheliaceae.
AUGGCCUAUGCCCCUCACGACCUUUCACGACCCUCACUUCGGCAACAUCCUAGAAGCAGCCGCUCCCGCUCCUACCACAUCGCCGUUCCUCACAGACCCCGCAAGUCCAUCUACGAUGUUUUCGGAAUGUGGGGAGUUUCGAACCCGCGCGAGGAAGCCGGUGAAGAGAAGAAUCUCUCGAUCACGAUGGACAAGUCCGUAUGGCCGCACGAAGCAAGUGAGUCCGGGCCUCUCAUGCCAGACGCCAACCUCCAAGCGCGCCAACGACUUGCGGACGUGCUUGGGCUCUCCCCUCUCCAACACCCCUUGGAAGCGGACGCUGUCAAGCCGCACACUUCCCCGGUGCAUGGGCGCGUACGCGGGAAGACCUCCCGGCGCUUGCAAGGCCUCGCGGCCUCGCGGGGCCUUCGAGUGCUCGCUCCUGCAGCACCUCUCAAUGCGCCAGAGGACGACAUGGAUCCGGAACAUGGGCUGAACAAUCUGGCUCACGCAAACCUGCGAGACCAUUUGGAUACCGAGAACCUCGUGUGGCGCAUCGACGUGUGCGCAGACGCGGUCGUUCAAACGUCCCUUUGUCUGCGGGCCUGCCCGCUGCUUAAAGAUCCUGGCGCGAUCGCCGAGCUGUGCGAGCACCGCUUGACGGAAACGCUGACGCGCAUCCGUCGGGCUCUCGAGAAGACCCCGACAACUUCAUCGUCCAAGGGGAAAGGCGCCACGCCUGGCUCACCAGCCACUGCCAAAUCAUGGCUUCUCUGGACAGGAACCUCGUCCACUUCUAUCGGCUCGUGGACCAUGAAGUUUGCGGAUCUCGCCCGGCGCAUCGCGAUCUCGCACGAGAAGCUGCGCGCGAUCGAUCUGCGCACAGUGCAUGAGUUCUUGGGGGGCGUCCGCCGCCAGGCGCGCCAGAAGCAGGCUCAGAUCCGAGAAGACAUCAGGGAGGCGAAGGUCGCAAUCACGAACCUUCGCAGGCAGAGGGAGGAUCCUGGUAUCGAGGAGGAGCUCGAUCUCGGAGCUGAGGCCUGA